CUUGUCACUAGUGUACCGGAAAUCAACUUAAAUGAAAUGACAUAAUAUAUGUAACUACCAGUAUAUAAGUGUAUAAUCUAUGUAGGUAUGUAACUACGACGUCAUCGAUCGGCGUCUCUGCAUUAACAUGGCGGCCGCAGAGAUUCAAGUUGUAAAUCCCUCAAAUUUAGCUAAAAUAGAAAGUUUUCUCAAUGAUCCUAGUUAUAAAGAAAUUAUUGAAAACUCCUCAACAUUCAACACACGACUAUGUGCCGAAAGAAGAAUGCGUAUGCCAUUUAUCGACACUCAAACUGGUGUCGCACAGAGCCAUUCCAAUUUAUUUAUGACCAGAAAGCAGAGAAUGCCAGGUGCAAGAGAGGGUCAACUUUACACAUAUCCUUCACAAAGAUGGAGAAAAGCACGUCGUCAAUAUUUGACAAUGUCAUCUACACGGUGGGGCUGGAGCGCAGCAGAUGCAUCGGAUAACAUAGGGGAAGGAGAGAACAGCUCUGGAAUACCCGAUGGACUGGUCUGUGAGGAUAGUAGGGAUGGAUCUCAAAGCGCCGCCAAGGAUGACCCUAAGGAAUGGUUCUACGAUGAAUUAGCAAUGGAAGAGAUGGAAACCGGUGAAGAACCUGAAGCAGAGUCUGAUGAAGAUUACUAUGACGACACAUACGCUAACCGCCGUAAAAGAAGGGGGGCAGCCCCCACAGGGCCCGGCUCCCGGGGAGGAAGGACAAGGAAGUCACAGCCCGAUGACACACCAGUGAAAAGAGGGAGAGCGGGUCGUGGUCGUAAACGCGCAGGACAAAGUGCGUUAUUGCCGUACGAAGUUCCAGGAGACAGUGAAAAACCAUAUGGAUGCGAACUCUGCGGCGCUAAAUACAAGACGCGUCCCGGUUUGACGUACCACUUCACACACACGCACAAGGAGGGCGCGGUGGGGGCGGGCCCGGGGGCUGGCGGUGCCGUGUCGGGGGUGGGGCCGGCGGCGGGCGGCAGCGACGACUCGCGGGACAGCCGCGCCCACUCGCCGCCCGCCCCGCCCCCCGCCACCGAAUAUCAAGACAGCUACGUCACGUUCCUGAACAACCCGGCAGCUCGGCCGGCGCCCACAGGCCCGCCCGCCGCCGCGGCCCGGCGCCCGUCUCCGCCCCCGCGGCCCGCCUCCGCGGAUACAUCUUCAUCGGACUCCGCCCACGCGCCGUUGGUGCCGCCCAACCCCGCGCCCGCCGCGCCGGCCGUGCCGCCCGCACCAGCAUCUGCCCUCGUCGCGCCGCCCGCUCCUGCCAUAGCCACGCCCACCACCAGCGCGCCCAAGCUCAAGGAACCAGUCAAAAAGGCAUCGCCAUCGCCGUAUUGCGACUUCUGCCUCGGCGACGACCGCCAAAAUAAGAAGACUGGCACUCCCGAGGAGCUCGUGAGCUGUUCAGAUUGCGGCCGCUCAGGUCACCCCACAUGUCUGCAGUUUACAGUGAACAUGAUAGUGUCUGUCCGCAAAUACCGCUGGCAGUGCAUCGAGUGCAAGUGUUGCUCGGUUUGCGGCACCAGUGAUAAUGAUGACCAGCUGCUGUUCUGCGACGACUGCGACCGCGGCUACCACAUGUACUGCCUGGCGCCGCCCCUCGACACGCCGCCCGAGGGCUCGUGGUCCUGCGCGCUCUGCAUCAAGGAGUUCCACUAGGUGGAUAGUAUUAAUACGAUGGGAUACAGUAUAUGGUUUGUAAGUGUUGACUGUAUAAACGAUGUUGCCAUAGAUUAUAGAAUAGAUUAACGCUUAGUGUGGAUUUAUGAUCAAUACAAACAAAAAAAUCAUUUUUACGAUAUUACAGGGAUUUUUGUCGAAAUAUAUUUUCAAGAGGAACAGAUUAAGUUUUUCUCAUACAAUUUUUUUUGUUUAAUUUGUGUUGUAUAGAUCAGCGUAAAAAAGUAUAUAUGUAUUGCUAUUUUCUUAAUAAUAAAUCCACAUUAAGUAUAAAAAUAAUAAAUUUCUUGCGUACUCUAAAUGUAAAAAUCACGUCUACAUAUAGUUCUUUCUACCUCUACCGGUGCUUGCUUUAGCUGUUUUUUUUUAGUUUUCUAAAUUUGCCAAUACUGCCCGUGGAAUAGGAUUUAAUUUUAUUUAUUACAAUUACCACAAAAUAUAACUUGGAUCGUAAUAAAUGGUCAUAAAAAAAUCGCGAAACCUGAAAGCUUAAAAAAGUAUAUUUUAUAUCGUUUUUUUUUACAGUUAUGUACAUUUUUAUAGUUAUAUUAAAACAUGUAGUACAGAUAACAUCAGUCAGAAUAGAUAUUAUGAUAUUUUAAGUAUUAAUUUCUUAUGAGUUUGUCGUAGAAAUAAAUCAUUAUUAACAUGAAUUCGAAA
Messenger RNA from Melitaea cinxia (Glanville fritillary), 2344 nucleotides. RefSeq names its product zinc finger protein ubi-d4 A (gene d4). The coding region runs from base 128 to 1663 and encodes 511 amino acids. The record is from RefSeq and is a predicted model, not a curated record. The transcript is spliced from 12 exons. Gene Ontology annotation, cellular component: nBAF complex. Lineage: Eukaryota; Metazoa; Arthropoda; Insecta; Lepidoptera; Nymphalidae. Gene Ontology annotation, biological process: nervous system development.